This is a messenger RNA of Trichoderma atroviride IMI 206040, 2481 nucleotides long. RefSeq lists its product as uncharacterized. Gene Ontology annotation, biological process: transmembrane transport. Gene Ontology annotation, molecular function: transmembrane transporter activity. NCBI's taxonomy places the organism in Eukaryota, Fungi, Ascomycota, Sordariomycetes, Hypocreales, Hypocreaceae. Gene Ontology annotation, cellular component: membrane. The record is from RefSeq and is a predicted model, not a curated record.
ACAACCAGCAUAACGAAAAGACGCAGGUUACUGAUAGUAAUAUUCAUCGUAUCUAGCAACAUGGUCCAGAUGAUAUCCAACAUGGUUGGACUCGCUGCGGGACUCGAGAUAAGCAAAUCACUGGGCUAUGCAACUGGUCCUGGCAAAGCCAACUGGGCCGCCGCGUCCUACCCGCUGACGCAAGGCACCUUCGUUCUGAUCAGCGGUCGCCUCGGUGCCGUCUACGGCCAUCGACACGUCCUCAUCGGCGGCGCCGUCUGGUUCGUCAUUUGCUCGCUCGCAAACGGCUUCUGCAAGACGUUUGUCACUUUCAAUGUUGUCCGUGCGCUGUCUGGCAUCGGAGGAGCAUUAAUCAUGCCAAACGCUGUUGCUCUAAUCAGUACGACAAUACCACCUGGAAGAUCGCGGAAUGUUACGCUGGGUUUUUUCGGGGCCUCGGGUCCUAUUGGAAGCUACCUAGGUGCCAUCUGGGCUGGUAUUUUCAUUGAAUAUGUGGAUUGGACGUGGAUAUUCUUCGGCAUGGCAAUCUUGGGGACAUUCGUUUUCGGGACUCUGGCGUUACUUCUCCCAACCGACUCUCCUGUUGACCGAAAAGGGACAAUUGACUGGAUCGGCGCCUUCCUUGGUACGGGCGGCCUGAUUGUUUUCAACGUUGCUUGGAACCAAGCACCAGCGAGUGGAUGGGAAACGCCUUUCGUAUCCGUCUUGCUCGUGAUAUCAAUUAUCAUGCUCGUUCUCUUUGGGGUCUGGGGGUCCAGGUUCAGCAAAAAUCCCAUCAUACCACUCGGAAUAUGGACAGCACCAUCCUUUACAGCCGUCAUCUUCGUCGUUCUCUUUAGUUUCAUGUCCAACGGCAUCUUCCUCUGGUACAUGGUAGCAUGGCUUCAACUUCUGCGUGGCAAAACCAUCCUCCAGUUUGGCCUUGAGUGGACUCCAUUUGGGAUUGUUGCAACGAUCGGCACGUUCAUCGCAGCAUGGCUGAUUCCACGCCUCGCCGUGCAAUGGAUAUUGGCAAUCGGUUCCGCUGCCAUCUUGGUCGCGAAUCUACUCUUGGCUACGAUGCCGGUCCAGCAGAUGUACUGGGCUCAGGUCUUCCCAGCGACGAUAUUCAUGGCCUUUUGUCCAGACUUUGUCUACGUUGCGGCGCAGAUCGUGGCCAGCAACAGUGUCAAACGUAGCCAGCAAGGCGUUGCUGCAUCUCUCAUUGGCACGCUUAAUUUGUAUGGGAACAGUCUCGGUCUUGGAUUUGCGGGGACGAUAGAGACGCAGGUGAACAAAUAUCGGGUUGAUCAAGUGCUUGGAUUCAGGGCUGCAUUGUAUUUUGGAGCCGGCAUCGCCUUGGUAGCGACCGUGCUAGACAUGUUCUUGGUAAGGGUGGUAAAGGACGAGAGAGAGGGAUGGACUGAUCCGGCCGACGCGGUAACAAUUACGGGGACAGGGUUUGAGGGAGGAUUGUCGACGGCUACUGAGAGACUUCGACGGUGAUGGGCUCAUGGUCCUAGAGAUGCCAUCGGCACAUCCAUGACUAUUUCAGUAACCAUCGAACGGGGGUGCGCAACCUUGACCGAGGCAUAUUCGUGCGAGUGAAAGAUACCUAUGCUAGAAGAGAUAGUCUGCAGUUUGCUAAUAGGACUAUGUUGAGUGGAAUACAUCUAAUAAAAGCUACCUCUUAGGCUACUCAGCAAUGUGAACAUCCUUCUGAUACUGCCAGUUCCUUUCAGUAUUACUUCUCAUAAGGCGCAACAGCAAACCCAUGUCUCUGAGCAUGAAUCCUCACCAACCCGCCAUCCUCUGCCUUUGCCUCAAUAACCACCUCCUUAUCACUAACACUCACCAGCUCCCCCACAUCUUUAUGAUUCGAUCCAGUAUCUGUCGGCCACAUCUUCACAAGCUGCCCCUUCUUCAGUUUCUGGUGUUGAACCACCACAUCCGUCUCAUCAAUCUGUCCAACCGAUUCAUGAUAGUCCGAGCCCAGUAUCAACUUUGCGGCUUCUUCUCCGGUCAAUGUCCUCAGUUCCCCCAAUUCGUCUACUGCCUUUUGCGCAGUGCUCUUAAAUCUUUCCAUCCAGGCGAACACUUUGGGAAAUUUAGCUUCCGAAAUCCACUCUUCUGGUCUCGCUCCAGGCACUUUCUCCAUCCACAGCAGCGGCCAAGCCAUUUCAAUAUCACCAACAGUCGGCCCUGCCGUCCCAAGCAGCCAAUCCCUCCCAUCAGAUAAUAAUGUUUGUUCUAAAAACUCAAAUCCAUCUUUUACCCUUCGUAUGGUAUCUGGCCUCAUCGCCUCCAAAGCUUCAGGCGGGAAAAACCCCGCGCCGCUCAUGAACUCGGUGCGGUCUUUAACAAACUCCGGAUCCAUCAUACCUCUCGUCUUAUACAAAAUCAACUGCACGAAGCAUCUGCCAAAGCCAGAAUCAAUCAUGAAUACCUGGAAAAGACGUUGCAGUGCCUUUUGCUCGGGAGUUGUGGCAACAGAGAGGCGAG